Betta splendens (Siamese fighting fish) is the source of this 2839-nucleotide messenger RNA. It is a transcript of the gene drc7, whose product is annotated as coiled-coil domain containing 135. Gene Ontology annotation, biological process: flagellated sperm motility. Bases 251 to 2707 code for a protein of 818 amino acids. The record is from RefSeq and is a predicted model, not a curated record. The transcript is spliced from 18 exons. Gene Ontology annotation, cellular component: motile cilium. NCBI's taxonomy places the organism in Eukaryota, Metazoa, Chordata, Actinopteri, Anabantiformes, Osphronemidae.
UUCACGUUGCUAUGGACACAGACGUUCCAAGAUCGUAAAGCUAACAGUGAGGUUAGUGAAAGCAGAACCGAGUAGAACCUUAGAACCGGGACCAACGGAACCAGAACCAGUCUGUAGUUGGUUCCAAGAGACUGUUAAAGUAGACACAUACAGGUGACGACUUAGGCCGGUUCUGUCGGGAAUGUUCAUGUCUGGGUUCGUCUGCGCCAGAAGUAUCCAAUAGAUAAAGACUGGUCUUAAUACUGAGGAGAUGGAGACGGUGCUGGAGGAAUGGAGCAGUGAUACAGAGACAAAGCGGGAAGAGGAGGAGCUGAGUCUCAGGAACAUGAGGGUUUCUGUUCUUGUGGACUCGAGCCCUGAGUCCUACAGGACAAACUCUCCUGAAGAGGUUCGACUGUUGGCCAUCGUCGACAGUUUCCAGCGUCAGUAUUCACACUUGUACCCAGACCGCACACCCCUGCUGCUGUGCCCAGUCAAUGAAUGUGGGGUGAAGAAGUUUGUGUGCACCACCCUUCGAGCCACGCCCUCAGCCUUCCCUGAGCUUCUCUCCUGGCAGGGCUGUGCUGCCUUCGUGGCCGACUUCCUGUGUCUGGAGCUUCUGCAGCCACCUGCUGAGGUGCCCAGACACAUGUCCUCCUCCACCUUAGUGCUGCAGACUCAGAGGGCCACGUGCUUUGAAUCUGCCACCCUGCUGUGCAGCCUGUUGCUUGGCGCCCAUUAUGAUGCCUACUGCGUCAGUGGCUACGCAGUCAAACAAAUGUGUCUGCUUGACCAGAGUCUGCAGGACUGCCCCCUGCUGGACACAAAGAGUGAGAUCUCAGAGCAGCAAGAGAAUGAGUCCACAGUGAGUCCCUCAACGGAGCUAAAGAGUCGCUUUCUGAUUCAACAAGAGAAGAAAAAGCAGGAAGCUGAGGCUGAGCUGCUUAAACAGAAGCUGCAGGAGGAGACACAGCAGCAAACAGAAGACCCCCUGCAAGGCCUGCGGGUUCACUGUUGGAUUCUGGUGCUGUCAGGAAGUCGGAGCAUCCAGGAGAACUUCUUCAUCGAUCCUCUAACCGGGAGCAGUUACAGCACUUCAGAUGACAAGUUCCUGGGCAUCGAGAGCGUGUGGAACAAUCUCAACUACUACGUGAACAUGCAGGACUGCAGCACUGGCUGCGCCGAUAUGAGGUUUGACCUGGAGGACGACAGGAUGUGGGAACCAGUUCUGUUCGGUGCAACCAGCAAAAAGCAGCUGAUUCUUGAUGUUAUCAAGAAAAAGGAGAAAACUUUGACACAGAAAAUGACCAGAGAUGAGGAGGAGGAGGAUGAGGAGCCCAGGGUGUUUAAAAUGCCGAGAGCCUGGCUCGAUCACAUCACCAUCUCAAAAAAAGACCUGGAGACCCGCUGGCCCAAAGGGCACAAGGUGACCCAAUACAGAAAGGCAAAGCUGGAGAAGUUUGCCCCGUACCUGAGGGCAGACGGCCUGGUCACACAACUCACCACAUACACAGACUCAGACUGCGCUGAGGUCGCCACAGUGAAGAAGUGGUUUCAGCACAGAAGCGACCACCUGGAGCAGAAGGAGCUCGACUUGGCCCACGGCUUCACCACCGAUCGCUUCAGACCCGGAAGAAGCUUCAGCCUUUUAGUUCACAGGUAUAAGACCUCGGAGUUCCAGCACGACAUGGACUUCAGCACAACCCAUGUGGACAACCUGGUGCGGAGGGAGGUGUCGACUCACCAAAUGACUGAGGUCUUUGAGGGCCGCCCCGACUUUCUGUACUACCGUCACGUCGUCUUUGAUCCACACAUGCAGUUUUCAGACACAGUGGAUUCUGUGGAUCCAAAUGACCAAACUGUGCAGAAAGUGGUGGAGCGUUUCCACAGGAAUCGAUCCAAAGCAGCCAACGAAGACGUAGAAGAGCGAGUGUUCCUCGUGGCCCAAAGACGGGUGGAGGUGACCUAUCACUUAGAGGAUCACAGAUUCAUCCCUUCAAAGAGGAGCUUCAUCAAGCCAGAGCCAUCGACAGAGGAGAAAAAAGAGGAGGACUUUGUCCCCGCCAUGGUGUCCAGCUUUCAGGUUGAACCGUCUGAGAAACCUCCAAGGACCCUGGCCCUGUACCACAUGCUGCAGGCCCUGGUGAAGGCCGAGAACCAGGCGCUGCUCCAAAUCAGCAAAUCCAUUAAAGAGGUGAGAGAUAUUAUGGUCUGCAGAGAGCAGGAGCAGAGUCAUAUCACGCUCCCCUACUCCUGCUGGACCACGACAGCGGCUGCCGGGGCCCGAAAACAGAGAGAGGAAAUGGAAAAUCUUGAUGUGGAGGAGCAGAGGUGGCUGCAGGAAAAGAAGGAUGACAUUCUGGCUCCCCACCUGAUCCGUCUGGGCUCCGCAGGCACUCUGCGCGCCGAGGAGGCCAGGCAGGUCUAUCGGGCCUGUUUGGCCGAGUACCAGGAGAGACUGGUGGAGAAGGCCGACCUCAUCCAAAAGCGAUACGAGAUGGAGACGCUGGAGCUGCAGAAAAUGCAAGAGUGGUACCAGAAGAACCAGCUCAACAUUAGCGAUGAGCAGAAGAAGCAGUAUGAGAACGACUGUGUGGAGAAACUGCUGCAGAUACAUGUGGCCAAAGAACGACUUGACUUGCACAAGGAGCAAGCUCAUUACAAGUUUAAGAAUUUUAAUCAGAAGUUGAAACAAGACCCUCGACUGGUCGCUCACCUGCUCAGCUGAGACCACACUCACAGACCAACAGACUGCUGAGUGAUAAUCCGCAGACGUCUGAGUCCACCCCAGCAAGCUGCUAUAGAAAACACUUCCUGUAUUACAACUGACGAAUAAACAUCUGGAUGUCUGGGUCCAUGA